Molecule: messenger RNA, 1821 nt
Organism: Striga hermonthica
Lineage: Eukaryota; Viridiplantae; Streptophyta; Magnoliopsida; Lamiales; Orobanchaceae
Source: the annotation of a GenBank genome assembly
AUGGCUUCUUUUUUCUCAAUCACCCGUUCGAUUGGUCGGAAAUGGUUUGCCGGAUUAUCUAAUUAUCCGAUUGUACGGUUGACUGGAUCUUGUUCUUUUCGCACGUUGGCCGAGCCGAUGUUCUCGUCUUCAACGAGACAAAACCCAUCGUCAUCUCCUUGGCUUAUGCUGCCUCCAGCCUUUGACGUCACCGUCACCGGCGCCGCCAGCUUUAGCUACAAGUUCUACAACCCCGCCGACAAUAAAAUCGUAUCCCUCGAUACAGGAAAAAGUUGCCGCCAUGAAAGAGAAUUAACGCACCUGGACAUGUGUUUCGCGGGAUCUUCACGCGGCUGGCUCGCAUUGUUGAGCCCCAGCUUCGAUCUGUUUCUCUAUAAUCCAAUAUCCCGUCGCCACAUAAAACUCCCUCCGGUUCGCGACCUGCCCGAAUUCCCGCCUGGCCCCCCCAUGAUACACAAGCUCAUACUCUCGUGCUCCCCGGACACACCAAAUUGUCGGGCCAUCAUUAUCUACAACAGCAUGCGUGCGCUGGCUUUCUGCUGCCCUGGCUUCAGCAAGGAGUGGACCCAUGUCGGCGAUCACCACUGGCUCGACCCAAAUUUGGGAUGGCCAUUCCGCAAAGAGCGGUCCCUCGAACCGGGCCGGCAGGCCCACGCCCGGAUGAUAGCAUCGGGCUUCGAACCCAGGGUCUUCGUCUCCAACUGUUUGUUGAGGAUGUACACAAGAUGCUCCCUUUUGGACACUGCUCGUAAAGCGUUCGAUAAAAUGUCCCAAGGGGAUGUGGUGCACUGUGUUGUGGUCAAGUGGGGAUUCGAGGAUGAUGUGGUGACGGGUAGUGCGGUUUUGGAUAUGUACGCAAAAUGCAAGAAUUUGGACGAGUCCCUACGCUUUUUUCACACGAUGCCAGUGAGAAAUUGGGUUUCUUGGAGUGCGAUAAUCGCGGGCUGCAUUCAAAACGAUGAGCAUAUGAGUGGUUUGCAACUGCUUAAAGAGAUGCAGAAGGAAGGAAUUGGGGUCAGCCAGUCUAUGUCCGGUCUCGGUUUUGACGAAAUAAGCCUCUCGGGCGCAUUCAGUGCGUGCGCAGUAAUCAGAGGACGGUUAGAAGGAACUCAAUUGCACGGUUUAGCUGCCAAGACACCGUUUUUAUACAGUAUUUGCGUUGCCAACGCCAUUUUGGAUGCGUACGGUAAAUGUGGAUCUUUACAGGAAGCUCGUCAAGUAUUUGACGAGAUGGAAGUAAGAGAUGCCUUGUCUUGGAAUUCUGUCAUUGCAGCUUGUGAACAGAACAAAAACGACGAGACCUUGUCGCAAUUUGUUUCCAUGCUUCGGUUGAGGAUGGAGCCAGACGAGUUCACAUUCGGGAGCCCAUGGCGUGCGGGCUCGGUCGAGAAGCUCGAGGGAAUAGUCCCGAACCACGCAACUUUCGUGGCGGUCCUUCGAGCUUGCGGGCACAUCGGGCUUGUAGACGAGGCACUCGGUUGCUUCAACAUUAUGAAAAACGAGCACGAGUUAGAACCUCAACUCAAGCAACUCGGGCCAUGUGGCGGAUGCACUAAGAUGAUUCGAGAAAUGCCGUUGGAAGCCGAUGAUGUGAUUUGGAGGAUGCUUUUUAGCACGUAUGUGGGGCUGGGUGUCGAAGAUGAGGAGAGUGAUGAGGCAUGGGAGGGUGAAGAAGGGUCCCGGGUGCAGCUGGGGCGAGUUGUGCACAUGUUUCUUGCUGGAGAUAAGGCGCACCCGAGGUGCCGUGAGAUUUACGGGAGAUUGAUUGUUGAUUGGAGGGACGAAGAUGGAUGUUUGUGGAGAGGUUUUGAGGAUGGAUGA